This is a messenger RNA of Gracilinanus agilis (Agile Gracile Mouse Opossum), 2091 nucleotides long. Its product is annotated as neuroepithelial cell-transforming gene 1 protein-like. The record is from RefSeq and is a predicted model, not a curated record. Gene Ontology annotation, molecular function: guanyl-nucleotide exchange factor activity. Gene Ontology annotation, biological process: intracellular signal transduction; positive regulation of Rho protein signal transduction. Lineage: Eukaryota; Metazoa; Chordata; Mammalia; Didelphimorphia; Didelphidae.
UUGGGCAAAUGGCAGAUAAAGGUGGCUGAACGCUUAGAAGGAAAAAUAAAAACCAGAAUUCCAUAGUAAUUUUUUGUAGACCCGAAUCUGAUGUGGAUUAUUUCAGAAGAUUGUACAUGAAACUUGGUAAAGCAUGGUGGCUCAUGAUGAGAUUGGAAGUUUCCUGCCUAUUAAAAGGACUAUUCGUGUCCUAGAUGUUAAUAAUCAAUCCUUUAGAGAACAAGAGGAGCCAAGCAACAAAAGAGUUCGAUCUCUGGCUCGAGUCUCAUCUUUGGCAAAUUUAAUCUCUCCUGUGAGAAAUGGAGCAGUCAAACGUUUUGGUCAAACAAUACAGUCAUUUACACUUCGUGGUGACAACAGAUCUCCUGCUUGUGCCCAGAAAUCAUUUAGCAGGGCUACUGUCCCAACUCCUUCUAAAAGAAGAAACAGUGUACGAUGGUCAGAGAUGUUAGAUAUCAACAUGAAAGAAUCUUUAACCACCAAAGAAAUCAAACGUCAGGAGGCAAUAUAUGAAAUGCUCCGAGGAGAACAGGAUUUAAUUGAGGAUCUUAAGCUUGCCAGAAAGGCCUACCAUGAUCCCAUGUUGAAGUUAUCUAUCAUGUCUGAGGAAGAACUCACACAUAUAUUUGGAGAUUUAGAUGCUUACAUACCUCUGCAUGAAGAUCUGUUGGCAAGAUUAGGAGAAGCCACAAAGCCAGAUGGGACAGUGGAGCAAAUUGGUCAUAUUCUUGUGAAUUGGUUGCCAGGUUUAAAUGCUUAUAGAGGAUACUGCAGUAACCAGCUUGCAGCUAAAGCUCUUCUUGAUCAGAAAAAACAAGAUGCAAGAGUUCAAGAUUUCCUUCAGCGUUGUCUUGAGUCUCCUUUCAGUAGGAAGUUAGACCUCUGGAGCUUCCUGGACAUUCCUCGAAGUUGCCUAGUCAAAUACCCCUUGCUGUUAAAAGAAAUCCUCCGACAUACACCCAAAGACCACACUGAUAUAAAACCUCUAGAAGAAGCUCUAUUGGUAAUACAAGGAGUACUCUCUGAUAUCAACUUGAAGAAAGGAGAAUCAGAAUGCCAAUAUUAUAUUGACAAAUUGGAAUAUCUGGAUGACAAACAGAAGGAUCCUAGGAUUGAAGCUAGCAAGGUGUUGCUUUGCCAUGGAGAACUGAAGAAUAAAAAUGGACAUAAACUCUAUAUUUUCUUGUUUCAAGAUAUCCUUGUCUUGACUCGUCCUGUUAUACGCAAUGAACGCCACUCUUACCAAGUAUACCGUCAGCCUAUUCCUGUCCAGGAGCUGGUUUUAGAGGACCUACAAGAUGGCGAUGUGAGAAUGGGAGGUUCCUUUAGAGGUGCUUUUAGCAACUCAGACAAAGCUAAAAAUAUCUUCAGAGUUCGUUUCCGGGACCCUUCUCCAGGGCAGUCCCAUACUUUACAAGCUAAUGAUGUGUUCCAUAAGCAACAGUGGUUCAAUUGUAUCCGAACUGCCAUUGCCCCCUUUCAUCAGACCACCAGUCCAACAGAGUUUAAGGGUUUGUCGGAGCUCAAUAAGAGGUGUGAAAAGAACAACCCUUUGGCAUCACACAUCAAAACCCAAAGGAAGUCAUCAACACUUUUUGGUCUCAUUCCUCUGGAAGUAGAUGAAAAUUCCCCUGAAUGUAUUCCCAGCAUAGCUAUACAUGAAAGCUCCACAGGUAUAAAAGCACACAGAAUACAAUCUGGGUCCCAAAAAGCCCAAGAGAAGGCCCAGCUGAUGAUAAAAGGAAAGAGACUUUGGUAUAAAGGGAAUCCAUGUACCAACUGAAGAAAAGACUGUUUAUAAAUGUGUAUAUAUAUUUUUUUUCAUGUAAUGUGAACAUGCUAAGGUUACUUUGUCCUGAUGUGUUGGUUUUUUAAUGGCAGCUACUAAUAACUCUGUUAAACUAUGGUCUGUUUUUUAAAGAAUAUAGAAUUUAUAUUUUCUUAAUUUGUCCUAUAAGUUGGCCAUUUUUAAAGCUUAGCACAAUUAGAUGGGAAGUCUAAAAGGCAGAUUGUUCAUAAGUUCUGACCUACUCUGUUUUUUUCUCUUUUCAAAUAUUUUUCCCAAUUAUAAUCAAAAACAAUUUUUACCAU